This is a messenger RNA of Diospyros lotus (date-plum), 8627 nucleotides long. RefSeq names its product pentatricopeptide repeat-containing protein At1g77360, mitochondrial-like. Lineage: Eukaryota; Viridiplantae; Streptophyta; Magnoliopsida; Ericales; Ebenaceae. Gene Ontology annotation, molecular function: protein binding. The transcript is spliced from 2 exons. The coding region runs from base 269 to 1750 and encodes 493 amino acids. The record is from RefSeq and is a predicted model, not a curated record.
UACAAAAGAGCCCACCGCCGUUCGUACCCUCAAGAAGCGCCCUUUUCUUUCACGCAUUCGCGUACAGUCCCAGGAAGAAGAUGUAUGCGAACUGCAGCGAAAUAGCUUAGUUUUGAGUUUCACUUCUCGAUCAGCAAUAACGGGUUUUCGCAAUUUCUGAUUCUGUGUAGCUAACUACGCUAGCUCCAUAUAACGCAAGAUUGUGAAGUUUGUGAUAGUGUAUAAAUGUAUAACUUUGCUUAGGGUUUCAACUCUCAUCUCCCUCAAAAUGGAGGCGCUGGUUGAAAACCCUAGAGCUAGACUCUCUGUGGUUCCCCUCAAGCAGGGCGUCCCUUCAUCAUCACAAACUCCAGGACAAGAAUCUCAACAACCACAGCAGUUACCUACACAUCUUGAGAACCAAGAUGUGUCUCCACCUGCCAAAAUUCUCUAUGAAAUCCUGAUCAAGGCCUCACCUCAGGAGGUUGAGGCCGCCCUAACAGCCACCAGAAUCAAACCCAUACCUGAAAUUGUUGGAGAGGUGCUCAAGCUCUUGCAUGAAUCGCCCCAGGCUGCUAUCAAGUUCUUCCGGUGGGCUGGGAUUGCUCAGAAGCACGCAGCCCAUUCAUGGAACCUGAUGGUGGAUAUGCUUGGCAAGAACAGGAUGUUUGAACCAAUGUGGGAUGCAAUCAGGUCGAUGAAGCAAGAAGGUGUGCUGUCGGUGGCAACAUUUGUGUUGGUGUUUGGGAGCUAUUGUGCUGCAGGUAGGUUCAAUGAAGCUGUCAUGACCUUUGACGUGAUGGAGAAAUAUGGAGUUCAACCUGAUAUUGUGGCCGUGAACUCCCUCUUGAGUGCAAUUUGUCGUGAGGAUAAGCAAACCUCAAGAGCGCUUGAGUUCUUUGAGCGGAUUAAGACUAAAAUUGCCCCAGAUGCAGAUUCUUUCACCAUUUUAUUGGAAGGAUGGCAGAAGGAAGGGAAUGUGGCAAAGGCAAAGACCACUUUUGGGGAGAUGGUGAUUCGGGUCGGUUGGAGCCCACAAUACAGGGAUGCUUAUGAUGCAUUCUUGACCACUCUUGUCAAUGGUUCACAGGUGGACGAGACAACCAAGUUUCUUCAAGUUAUGAAGGGGAAAAACUGUUUGCCAGGUUUGAAAUUCUUCUCUAGUGCUAUUGAUAUUCUUGUUAAAAAGAAGGAUUCAGCUCACGCUGCCCUUCUGUGGGAUAUAAUGGUUGGAAGCGGAUUGGCACCCAAUUUGAUAAUGUACAAUGCGAUGAUUGGAUUGCUUUGCAACAACAAUGACAUUGAUAAUGCCUUCCGUUUCCUUGAUGAGAUGGUCUUCUAUGGUGCCUUCCCAGAUAGUUUGUCUUAUAACAUGAUUUUCCAAUGCUUGAUUAAGAACAAAAGGGUCCGAGAAGCAGGCAGGUUUUUCUUCGAGAUGAUCAAGAAUGAAUGGCCUCCAACUCAUACAAAUUGUGCUGCUGCUAUCUCGAUGUUCUAUGACCGUGAUGAUCCUGAGAUGGCUAUUGAAGUCUGGGAGUACAUGAUUAAGAAUUGCAUUCAGCCUCUUGAAGAGAGUGCAAAUGAGUUGCUUAUUGGGCUCUCAAAAAUGGACAGGUUGACAGAGACAAAAAGGAUCAUGGAAACUAUACUUGAUAUGAGAAUCAAUAUCCAUGAAUCAACUAUGGAGAAGCUGAAAACUGCUUUCUAUAGGAAGGGUAAAAGUGCACAUGACACUUAUGAUAGUCUUGAAAGGAAGUGGAAAUCUUCCUAGAUCCCGUGAUUGGGAUUUCUUCCAGUGGCAUUUACAUAUUUUUUUUCAUCUUUUUUUGUUUGUUUGCUUUAUUUUGAUAAUGAAUGAGACUUCUUAUGACAGUUAUAAGUGGAAACUCUAUGAAGCAAGUUGGUUGUACCAUUUUUGGGUAAUGAACUGCUUCUCUCUCCUGUAUAUUUGCAUUGAGAUAUGCUAUCUUGCUAGCUACCUUGUUUGCUGAGCAUGUGCUUCUUGAUCUGUUGACUUGAUUAAUUUCUACUUUGAUACCCAUUUUUACAUGCCCAUUUCAGGAUGUAAGAUGUGGCUUACUUUUCGGGGGUGUGUCAGUGCUUUUCUCUGCUUUAUAGAGAACGGCAAUAUCUAUGUGUGUUGCUUUGUUAGCAAAUCUCUUUAUCUCAUGGUUAUGAUGGGGAAUGGACGCAUCAUUCCUCUAUUUUUUUGUCAUUGUGUGUUUGCACAUGUGCUCUCGUAUGUCAUUUCUCUUUAGCUUUUAUGUUUCAACUCUUUCUCUCUCUUUUUUUCCCCCUAUUAUUCUCUGAUUUUUGGAUCUUUAUAGAAAGUUAUGCUACAUGACUGUUUAUCAUUAACUUCCUACCAUGGCAUAUUGGUGACUUAAUUUUGGAAUACUUUGUUUCCUGUUUUGCUGGUAUUUUGUUUCACAUUCAUAUUUGUAACACCAACAGCAUUCAUAUUUGUAACACCAACAGAAUAUUUUGUGAGAGAACUGAAGAAUAGCAUUAACUAGGAUUAGAUUCUAUUUUCUUUAUUCUAUAUAGUUUAUGCUUUUGCUAACUGGGCUCCAUAUUUGUCUCUUAUUGUGAGCAAAAUGUUCACUACUAUUUCUAAAUUUAACAAGGCAGUCUCAAGUUGGCCAAACUGCUUAUUACUCUCAGGUUUAUGAACCUGACUUAGGGUUUCUGAAGAAAUUAGGAAGAAAUUGGGAGAGAGAGAAUCAAGUAAGAGAGAGAGAGAUCAGAAAGAACAGAGAGAGAGAGAGAGAAGAUAGAGAGAAUUUGAGAGAAUGAAUUCUGUCAUUUCACAUCAUAAUCUCCCCUCCUCUAAGUAGUAACCUAUUUAUAGACCUUCUACCUUUCAGUUGUAACUGUUAACUAAAAGAUGCAAGUUGCUUUUAGGCAGUUACAACUAUUAACUGAAAGGUACAAUUUUAGCAGCAGCCACAAAGUACAAUACAGUAAUUGCAACAAGCUGCAAUUACUGUUACAGCCCUAGGGUCUUGACAACCCCCCUCCUUAAAAGAUUUCUUGUCUCCAAGAAAUCACAGUAACUGGCCAAUAUUUCUUCCUUCUUAGACCUUUCCUUCGCCUUCUCUUUUUCCUUUGUCUUUUUCUUUUUCCUCUCUUUCUUUCUCCUUCUUGUCUUUUUCUUCUUCUCUCUUAUGUUCCUUUUUUUUGCUUUUCCUGCAAUUGCAAGAUGUGGUUCUCAAAUAUCUCCUUGUCAAAGCUUUCUUUUCCAAUUUAUCUGUAUUCUGAAACAGAAGUUUUAGUGAUUUCCUUGACCUUCAUGCAGUAAUCACUCCAGUGAGUCUUAGCGAUAAGUAUUCUGGCAGCAACAUGCUCUUCCAUCAUCUUCCAAAGCGCAUCACGGUUCUUCUGUUCAGCCCCUUUCAAUUGUUCCUUCUGCAUCCUCCUCUACGCCUCUUGAGCUUUUUCCUUCUCCUUUUUCUGAAGAUCCACCAAGUAGCUUUUGAACAAAUCUUCAUGCUCUACAGGUCGCUCUAUCGCCUUGAACUGUUCAUCUUCCUUAAACAUAAUGGUAGCUUUACUCCAUCUUGUGGAUGAAGUGAGUUCCUUACACUCUUCCAACAUUUUUGUGAAUUCCUUACAAGCUUUUUUCAUUCUCAUUCGCCUUUCCUCAGCCUCCAGCUUCUUCCUUUGGCCCAAGUACUUGUUGAAUGCCUGUUUAUGCUCACCAGGAGCUCUUAAAGCCCCAUAUCUCUUGUCAUCGAUGAUUACUCGCAUUGCCUGCUCUGGGGUCCAGUUGGAUUCAACAUUUACAUACUCCGACAGUGCUUUAAAGCAUCUUUUACUUCCUUGCUAGUGUACACCAAAGGUUCAUCUUCAGCUGAUUUCUCCUCUAAUGUUGUCACAUUGACUUUUUUGGUAACUGCCAUUCCUUGCUUGGCAUCCUGAAUUGCUUGAUCCAAUACAGGUAAUUCAUCAGCUUCUUGCAAACCGGAGGUAUAAGGUAGUAUUUCAGCUCCUGCUAGAAUCGGUUCUGCAGUGGAUCUUGGAGGAAAAUCCACUAGUAGGCUGGCCUAAGUCACCUUUGAAAACAUUUUCAGGAAUCCAUCCAGCCUUUGGCUGAGACUAGAGAAUUCUUCCUUAACUCCUUUCUCCAAUUUCUGUACAAUUUCUCUUGUUACAGCAUUUUCUGCUCGGCAGUGACUCACCUCCUCUUGAGUCUGUCAUAAGCCUAGUUCCAUUGUAUCCAAUCUCACUUCCAAUUGCCUCAUGCGAGUGUCUUCUGCUAUCUCUACAGUUCAAUUCUUUGGAAUUUCGCCUCUGACACAGCCUCCAAGAAUCGCUGCUCUGAUGCCAAGUGUCAGGUUUCUGAACCUGACUUAGGGUUUCUGAAGUAAUUAGGAAUAAAUGGGAGAGAGAAUUGAGAGAGAGAGAGAGAGAGAGAGAGAUCAGAAAGAACGGAGAGAAAGAGCCGAGAAAGAGAGAAAAGACACAGAGAAUUAGAGAGAAUGAAUUCUGUUAUUUCACAUCAUAAUCUCCCCACUCUAUGUAGUAACCUAUUUAUAUACCUUCUAGGGUUCAGUUAUAACUGUUAACUGAAAGAUGCAAGUUGCCUUCAGGCAGUUACAACUGUUAACUGAAAGGUACAAUUUUAGCAGCAGCCACAAAGUACAAUACUGUAAUUGCAACAACCUGCAAUUACUGUUACAGCCCCAGGGUCUUGACAUACUCUUGGGGAGAUUUUUCCAAUAUUGAAGUCCUUGAAUGGUGACAGAGCAUAUCACCUAUACAAUAGGGCUUCAACUUCCCUCUCUCAUCGUUGGGGUAUGAAUGAUUAAGAAUGGCAUUAUGGGUCUUCUAGGCCAGUUAAUGAAACAUUUUAGAUGCUACUUGUGGCUAUAAUUCUUAGGAAGGGGAAACCAUUAAUUUGGUGAUGUUUUUGUCUAAAGUUUACCAAAUGUAUUGAUCAACUAGUUUCAAUGUCUCAAAAUGCUUUCACAUAUAGAUAGCAGAUCUUGAUUUAGUCUAAAGGUGCUCUAGGGUUAUUCAAGCUAGAUGUCAAGAUAGAUUAUGAUCAUGGCAUUUGAGAUUUUCUUAUGUACUUAGCAGGGAAUGGGAAACGUGGAUUUUAUGUGUUGCCUGACAAGAUUCCAAGCAAGUUUGAUGGGGUUGGAGAUUGGGAGAUGUAGUGGCUCAUCCUCUAUUUACAUUGGUUAUAGAGGUAGAUGAUUUGGAGUUAAAAAACAGAGGAUUUAUAUUAGGUUUGUGGUGGGCCAAUAGAUACAAAAUUAAUGCCUUCUUAUUGAGAGUUACCAAACAAGACUUUUGGAAAUAUUAUAAAAAUUAAGCCUAACAAAGCUUGUAAGAAUGCCCUUCUUCAUCCAAGAUAUCUCAAAUUAAUGCUUGGACCUUAGAACCAAUUUUAAAACACUUCUUAUAUGUCUUAGAGGUUGCUUAACGGCCUCCAUCAAGCAAUCACCAUAUUUGCACCCUUGAAGCUGUUUAAGGAAGUAAAAUCUCACAUGUUGGAUGUAGUCCAAGUAGAUGAGGUCAUGAUUAUUGAAACCAGACCAGUUUGACCAGUUGGACCUGAACCGAUCACCUAGUCAGUUUGGUUCAAAAAAGUCUGAAAAUGUAUAUAAACUGAUCAAAACCAUUUAAAACUGGCGAGUUUUAUCAUUCCACAAGAAUGUGUCAUAUUAUUUUCUAUCCAAAGUACUGAAUAUCUACCAAUGUUUAAUGGUCUUUUUUCAUUAAUAGAUGGGUAAAUUAGUUUAUGAAAAAAAGAAAAGAAAAAGAAAACAAAAAGUGAAGAUAUAAACUGACUUCUUCAUUUUCUUAAAGCCCACUAUCUCUAUUAAGUGCAAAUUCUUUGCUUCAAGUCCCUAGUCUCUUUCCUAAUAAAGUCCAUCUCCAUCCGGCGAUAAAUUUGCAUCCAUCGCUGAUAGUGGGUUGGUGCAAGUCCAGAGGAUUGACUAACUAUGACCCCAACUUCCUUUAAUAUUUCGUCACCAUCUAGUAAAAUUAAGGACGAUGGACCCGUAUCCUUAAAGGCAAUUAAUGGAUUUGAGACAGACCAAUUGCUAUUCUCAUAUGCAAAAAUAUUUUCAAUCACCUUUGAAUGCAGCAAUGUAGAAUUGUUCGAUCUAGAAGUUGUUGCAACAUCAAUUCUAGUCAUCAUUCCAUCCUUCAUUACAGUAGAUAAAAAUCCUAAUCGGCCAGCUGUAGCAAGAACGCACAAAGCAACAGUAGCUUUGUUCUCCACAACCAAACUUUUGACUUCUUCAACUAUGUUCCUUAACUUUCCUCCAGCUACAAUCGGUCUCCAAAAUUCCUCACAACUUUGAAUCUGCUGCUUAAGGAGAGAACUCCUAUCAGGGUCAUAACUCUUAGAAGACUUCCCUUGGCUGCUACUAGGGCAUGUCUUGAUUAAUCGUUAUUCUGGAGGUUGGGCUAUCAAAGUUCUAAUAUUCCAAAUCCUGGCAUGUGGAACAAGCAUAGUGUCCAACUCUCUUCUGGUCUCCAUCCUAUGACUGAAAGACAAAUCAACAUCUCUCUUUUUAGCGAAUAUGUCCUACUCCCCUAAAACACCUGCUUUAGUUACCUCUAUUACAGCUAGCAUCAAAAACUGGUUUGCACCUUCUAAAAUAACCGCGAUUCUGUUAUAUUGUUCAGGGUUAAGAUCUUCUAUGUCGGCAGUAAGAUACCCUCCUGCUGAAGCUGUCUUAACAUUCUUAUUGCCUGUUUUAACCCCAGCCAAGGAAUCCUCAGCUUUUCCCAAAACGAAAUCCCACACAUUAGCUGAUUCUCCAUAUAUUGGACUAGGCACCCGGGGUAAUGCAAGGGACUUUGUUUCCUCUUUCAAUCCCUUCAAUAAUCCUUCAUUUUUCUCCUGCCAGCUGUCAUUAAACACAUCCUGAUUUAUUAGCCCUUCUUCUAUUUGCGUAACAAUUGUGCCCAAAUUUAUGUCAAUAGAAUUCUCCUUCAAUGGAGUUUCAAUAGUAGUUGUAAUAGGCAAACUGCCUUCCUCUGCAGCGUCAAUGGCCAAUAUAUCUCCUUCUACAACAACUCCAUCUUCUGAAUCAACCUUCUUCGAUGGUGUCACAGUGAUUAUUCCUACCACUGCCAUCCCUGUCCGAACAUCGAAUGCAAGAAAACUAUCCUCCUCGCAGUUCUCACCUCUAAUUUGAUUUAUAGCCUGCAUACCCACUGAAUCACCAGCUUCUUGCUAUUGUAAAAUGUGAUUCACACGAAUUUCCUUGACAAUUGUAACAUUAUUCAUUUCAACAUCUUUUUCCUCCGUUGGAGCCUCAAUAAUUCUUCCAAUAGUUGCCAUUUCUCCUUUGUCAUCGUGAAUAACCUGCCCCAUCUCAGGUUUAUCCUCACUUCUUGCAACAAUCAAUCUGAAUCUUAGGGUCUUAGUAGUCUUAGGAAUAUCUCUAAUUUGCUAGCUGCUCUUAGCAUAACUAUUUGGUUGCUGCAUGUGCUUUCUAGACAUGGCUUCCAAUGCUGUUUCAUGAAGCCUCGCCCUUUCUGUUGCUUGUUCUACUGUGGCAGGAAAUGUCAUUCUCACAAUAGGUCUCAACGCAUCGUUAAGACCAUCAAUGAAUUUCAUCACAAAGUAAGAUUCCUUCAAGGUCGGUUGAGAAUUAAGUAUCAGUUCUUUCAAUUCCUCAAAUUUGACCUUUUAAUCCAUUACUGACCCUUCUUGCGUUAGGUUAUUGAAUUCAUUUCUAAGUUGAUUUAAGGAAGUAGAGUACUCCUUCGAAAAGCAUUCAACAUGAACACUAAUAUGAAAUUUCGAUAAGAAUAGAAUCAUCAAGUUGUCCAACUUUCGUUUGAAGUUAUCAAUUUCAUUUCUUAUUGUGAUCGAUUCCUCCUCGAGUGUUUUCUCCCUUGACUGUGCACUUCCACUAAGUCCAACGACCAUCUCAUUAGUUCAAUUACUUGAAAAUUCACUGCUGUAGCAACCUCUUGCCUAGCUUUUGAGGACCUCUUCGAAAAUUCAUUCCGGUACUAAAAUUCAACAACCUUAAUCACAUAAACCUAAUUUAACAAACCCAAGCCAUUGCAAUUAUUGCUCCCACUUCCACAACCCUAAUUUGCUUUCGGAAUGGCCGCUAACAGUCGCCUAGAUUUGAAUCAGCUUUUAAAUUCUAAUUGGAAUUACGGGUAGGCUAUUGAACUGAUUCAACCUCCUGAAUCACCUGUCACUAGUCAGGUACUUGCCUACAAUUUCCAAUCGAAUUGAUCUGCUAGGCGAUAGAUCUGUUUUUUCCUUCAAUGUGGGACCUCGAACAAUUGGAGCAGGAGAAGUCGAAGCCACGGAACUGCUCUAUUGCAAUCCCCAAAGGAAUUGACUCGAAUAGCGCCUCAUGAAUCGCUUGCUGCUGCACCCGUUUUUGGUACUCGCUUUCAAAUUCCAAGCUUGUUUCAAGGGAUUGUUUUGUAAAUUUUAGUGGUUUUAGUAGGAUAGAUCUGUCCCUUAUACCUUCAAGUUGACUCGCCUCAAUCGCAAUUUAGUGGUCGAGGAUCACUGACUCUUCAUUGCCUUUAAGUUGAACCAAGAAUCACCAUCAAGGAUCAUAUUUGUCACCGUCAAGAAUCACCGUCGAACCAAGAAUCAUUGUUGUCUCUUUGUUGCCUUAAGUAGUCGAGGAUCACCAACUUAGCGA